CAUUCGUCACCCCAUCAAAGCAAUCCCAGGACCUCCAGCUAAUCAUAGCAGCCACUCGACUCGAUUCGAUUCGAUCUUUCUCGGCGUCUCGAGCUCCCCAUUCUUCGAUCUCAUUCCAUCCAUGGCGCCGUCCAUCUCCAUUGCCGCCGCCUCGCCGGCCUCGGGCUGGAAGAGCGGCAGGAAGGCCGGGGCGGCGCCGGCGGAGGGCGAGGCGGAGAAGGAGGCGCUGCUGCUGCGGCGCCGCAACGCCGAGCUGGAGCGGGAGGUGGCGCUGCUGCGGGCGGAGCUGGAGGCCGCGCGGCUGCGCGCCGAGGCCGCGGAGGAGGCCGAGGAGCGGCUGUGCGCGCAGCUGGGCGAGGCCGAGUGCGAGGCCCUCGAGCUCGCGCGCGCCUACCAGGGCCACGUCCAGGAGCUCGCGCGGGAGCUCGCCGCCGCACGCAGCAGAUAGCGGAGCGCCGAGGCCGAGCUCGUCGGUGAUUCUUUGACGAUCGACGAAGAGACGUGUCGCGCUCUCGACACACGCGGUGCGGCGGCAGUAUAGAUUUCUAGACAAAUGUAAAACGAGGUUAAUUAGUAUUUUCUUGUCCGAGUAUAGAUUCCUAGCAAGAUGUCCGAGUAAAAAGAUGGCAGUGUUUCUAACUUGUAGGACUACAAUUUGAAUAGCAGGGCGGAAGUAUAUAUUCCUUCCUCCAGAAAUAUUUGUCGAAGAAAUAGAUGUAUUAAAUAUAAUUUAGUUAUUGCA
Messenger RNA from Triticum urartu, 742 nucleotides. Its product is annotated as protein RESPONSE TO LOW SULFUR 1. Gene Ontology annotation, biological process: cellular oxidant detoxification. The record is from RefSeq and is a predicted model, not a curated record. Lineage: Eukaryota; Viridiplantae; Streptophyta; Magnoliopsida; Poales; Poaceae.